CCUUAAUGACGCUUCUGUUAGUGCACAGUUUAUUCCAAUACAGUGCUAUCUAGAAACGAGACGUAUUGCGGGGCCAGGGUUCAUGAUGCUGGAUAUGGAGUUGCUACAGAGGCUGCCUUACAUGGAGCAGCUACUGGACUGGAUCAAGGGGUGGGAGCAACGGUUGCCUACCAGUCCCACUGCCCGGGCUGUCCUACUGGGACUAGGCGUCGGAGUAGCCGUUUAUCUGAUCACCAAGAAGAGGUACAAGCUACCCCCUGGACCCCGUGGAUGGCCGUUGCUUGGGAACCUCUUAGAGUUCCGGAAUGCAACUAUCUACGAGAAGAUGACGGAGUGGACAGCUCAGUAUGGUCCCGUUGUGAAGUUUAAUAUGGGACCUAUGACAAUGGUGGCCCUCAACAAUAUAGACGUUGUGUUGGAGGCGAUGGUCAAGCGACAGGCGGACUUUGCAGGGCGCCCCAAGUCUUACACAUCGGACCUCCUCAACGACGGAGGUAAGAAUAUCGCCCUCGGAGACUACAGCCCUACUUGGAAACUACACAGAAAGCUGGCUACCAAAGCCUUGAAACACUACAUGACGGGUACCCGCCUAGACCAGGGGAUAGAGCGCUCCCUCACUAAAGGCAUAAAGCUGAUACAGGAGAUGAAGGGGCCAUUCAAUCCUCAUCACGUUGUCUCCCUCAUUGUGUUCAACAUCAUCAACAAUAUCUGCUUCAGUGUCACAUGCGACGUUCAUGACAACUACUUCAAAGAGAUGUUGCAUUUUCUGGAUUACUUUCUGGAUGACUUUGGCAACGGCUUUCUUGAAGAUGUUAUUCCUCCCCUCCGUCUCUGCCAUACCAAGAAGCUGAAAACUGUAAUUAAACUAGUUGCUGACUUCUUCGGAAACUUGAAUAAAGAAAUUGACAAACAUCGACAGACGAUAUCCAAAGAUAACAUCCGUGAUUUCUGUGAUGCCCUGUUACUGGCUCAAGAAGAAGCUCGUGACGAAGAGGACCCGGAAGUGAUGUCACAGUUGACUGACAGCCAUAUCACUCAAACCCUCUCUGAUAUAUUUGCUGCCGGGAUGGACACCUCUCGCUUUACGCUGCUGUGGACACUACUGGAACUGGCUCAGCACCCUGACAUCCAGGACAAACUUCACACGGAGGUCGACCGUGCCCUGGGUUCCAGUCAUUACCCCAGUGUAUCAGACAGAAGUAGUCUCCCUUACACUGACGCUGUGCUUCACGAGAGCAUGAGGUUACACACUGUGGUCCCAAGCGGACUUCCCCACAAAACACUGUGUGAUACGAAAGUCGGUGGGUAUGACAUUCCUAAAGGAACUACCGUGUUCAUCAACCACUACGCUUUGCACCAGGAUCCAGAGCAGUGGCGGGACCCGCAAGUAUACAAUCCAGAUCGGUUCCUUGACCAUGAUGGCAAGAUGGCUGCCAAACCAGAGAGCUGGCUUCCGUUCUCUGCUGGAAGAAGAGUGUGUCUCGGAGAGAGCGUGGCCAAGCCGGAACUGCAUCUUCUGCUGGCCGGAAUCAUGAGGCAUUUCAAAGUGUCCCUCCCACCUGGAGCUAAGGUGAACCUUGAGCCACGUGGAGGAUCUUUCUUUAACGUACCACAGGAUUUUGAACUCACCUUUGAAUCAAGACUUUAGAUUACUACUGUGAUUGAUAUGUUGAUUGGUUGGUUGGUUUGUUGUUUAACACCGCACUCAGCAAUAUUCCAGCUAUAUGACUGUAAAUAAUCGAGGCUAGACCAGACAAUCCAGUGAUUAAUAUCAUGAGCAUCGAUCCACACAAUUGGGAUCGAUGACAUGUAUCAACCAAGUCAGCGAGCCUAAGUAAGUCGACAAGCAGAUUAAUAUGCAUAGUCAUGAACACGAAUCUAUUGUUUAUAUGAUUGACAAAUACGUUUCUUUCCAUGAUGGCGUUGCUGUUUCUAUAAACACGUAUUCUAGACAUUAUAUGGACCAUCAGUGUGAAGCCUCUCUGGCCAAAUAUUUUUGUUUGUUUGUUGUUUUAACGCCUUACUCAACAAUAUUCCAGCUAUAUGACGGCGGUCUGUAAAUUAUCGAGUCUGGACCAGACAAUACAGUGAUUGAUAUCAUGAGCAUCGAUCCACGCUAUUGUCUCGCCAAAAUGGAUGAGUAAAAUGAAACGAGAAUUCAGCGUGUCUGUCAAAUUACUGACACUUCAAGUCAUAAUUAGAGCCUGAAGUAUGUUAAAGUUGUAAUGAAAGAUCAGAUGGGACUGUCAGCUAAACUUCGUUGUCAAUCUCACAAUUUUUAAGAUUCUGAAACAACCUCAUUGAAAGACUGUAUUCCACCUGAUCAGUUACUUUGUGAAACUGGUAACUUAAAUGCUUUAGUUAUUAUUAAAACGCUCAGUUUAUUGGGAGUGUAGACAAAAUAAUCAUCCCAUCAUAUUAUUACCAGUUUUCCUUAAGAUACAAAUGUCAAACUUCGAUCAAAACAAAACUUCGUGUUAUUGAAAUGAAUAUCUUUAUUCUUAAAAUACAUAUUCGUUUUAUAAAUACUUUGAAUUUCAGCUUACGGUAAUUUUUAUAAUCUAGAUCUACACAUCAUAUAUGUUGUACCAUGGGCCACGUGGCCGUAUAUUCUGAAUAAAGAUUUUGUGUUGUGUA
Molecule: messenger RNA, 2637 nt
Organism: Haliotis rufescens (red abalone)
Lineage: Eukaryota; Metazoa; Mollusca; Gastropoda; Lepetellida; Haliotidae
Product: steroid 17-alpha-hydroxylase/17,20 lyase-like
Exons: 11
Coding region: 83-1648 (521 amino acids)
Biological process (GO): progesterone metabolic process; hormone biosynthetic process
Molecular function (GO): heme binding; iron ion binding; steroid 17-alpha-monooxygenase activity
Source: RefSeq, a predicted model, not a curated record